CUUUCUAACGUCACUUCCGGUCCUUUCAGAGUCAGGAACUACAUCUCCCAGAGUGCUCCGGGAGGAGAGGGGGGUGCUUCCGCCCUUCCCAGCUCAGGCUGCAGAAUAAUGUCCAUGUUUUGCUCCAGUUCAUCCCGUCCUCUCGUUGGACAGGGCAGAGAAAUGGCUGCAGAGGAGCCAGGUCAGGGGCCGGUGACCUUUGAGGAGGUGGUUGUGUAUUUCACCAGGGAAGAAUGGGCUCUGCUGGACCCCACUCAGAGAGCCCUCUACUGGGAUGUCAUGCAGGAGAACUAUGAGAUUGUGACCUCGCUGGCCCCUGCUUACUGUUUCCAGCUUCCCCAGGACUCUCUCUUUGUCUCCGGACCUCUCUAUCAGCAAGAAGCAGUGCCAGGGAGACUUGCCCUCUCUCUGGAGACUUUGAUUUCUGGGACAUGGAUUUAGUUUCCCGGUGUUUUAGGAGCCUCUUUGAAAUUGAGUGUCUGUGACGUUAACCACAGUGCAAUCUGGACUGUUGAACAACUGUAUCCCCUCAGUUCCCCAGACUGGGUGCCUUUUACACUGCUUUACCGUGAGAACGGCCACCCCUGGGCAGGUAACACACAGUCUCCAGCGUGUAACUCGUUCUCAGCCACACAGUAUUGAGUGCUGCUUGUCGGAGAAUAACAGAGUUCUUACUUUUUGUUUGGGUACAGCAAGUCAGAUACUUUAUUUUCUCUCACA
Trachemys scripta elegans is the source of this 720-nucleotide messenger RNA. RefSeq names its product zinc finger protein 558-like. The record is from RefSeq and is a predicted model, not a curated record. The transcript has 4 exons. Gene Ontology annotation, biological process: regulation of DNA-templated transcription. Lineage: Eukaryota; Metazoa; Chordata; Testudines; Emydidae. Bases 109 to 441 code for a protein of 110 amino acids.